This is a messenger RNA of Manihot esculenta (cassava), 2004 nucleotides long. Its product is annotated as protein DETOXIFICATION 53. The coding region runs from base 406 to 1965 and encodes 519 amino acids. Gene Ontology annotation, cellular component: membrane. The record is from RefSeq and is a predicted model, not a curated record. Lineage: Eukaryota; Viridiplantae; Streptophyta; Magnoliopsida; Malpighiales; Euphorbiaceae. The transcript has 3 exons. Gene Ontology annotation, molecular function: antiporter activity; xenobiotic transmembrane transporter activity. Gene Ontology annotation, biological process: xenobiotic detoxification by transmembrane export across the plasma membrane.
GAUAAAGCAAAAAAUUACGUGGCCAUAACACUUCUUGAAGUUAAAUAGACUUGAGCCACACCGAGAGAGAGAGAGAGAGAGAGAGAGAGAGAGAGAGAGAGGGAGAGUGUGUGUGUAUAUAUAUAUAUGCAGUAUCAGUGUUGAAACGUUAAUGCACCAUUUUUUUUCAGUUCUUUUCAUCUUCCUUGCAAGCGUAUGCUUCCCAGUGCCAUAGACGAGGAACACUGAGCAGCAACCCCUCUCGACCUGCGGCUCUGUAAAAAUAUUAAGAAGCUGCUUUUAAAGGACAGAAUACGACGACCAACAGAAUCCAUCUCUGCUGGGAACUGUUCCAGUUUUUUUUUUUGUGUGUGUGAUUAGGUUUCUUUCUGUGUCUCCAUCGCAAAACUGGGAUAAAAGAAAAACAUGUGCCCUGAUACUUCUGAUAUUGAAAAUGGUGAAAUCAUAGUUUUAAAAGAUGGAGCCUACAAUGAAGACACAAUGAGAGAUAGAGAAGAAACUCAAUCAUUACAAGGACUUCUCCGCCGUUUACCGCUCACUGGCAAUGUCGGACGGCCACCACUAAGCGAGGUAGGAGAAGAGAUGCUUGCUUUAGGAAAGAUAGCAGGCCCAAUAAUUUUGACGACCAUGCUCAUAUAUUCAAGGUCUGUAAUAUCAAUGCUCUUCUUGAGUCGCAUGGGGAAAAAAGAGCUAGCAGGAGGCUCACUGGCACUUGGGUUUGCAAAUAUCACAGGCCUUUCUGUAAUGAAAGGCCUGGCCAUGGGCAUGGAUCCCAUUUGUGGGCAAGCCUAUGGUGCCAAAAGAUGGUCAGUCAUCAGCCAAACCUAUCUCAGAACUCUCUGUCUCCUUCUACUCGUCGCCCUACCCAUUAGCUUGUUAUGGCUCAACGUGGAACCCAUCUUGUUACGCUUGGGUCAGGACCCAGAUAUCACAAAUGUAGCCAAAGUUUACAUGGUCUUCUGCAUUCCUGAAUUAAUAGCUCAAGCUGUGCUUCAUCCAAUCAGAUCCUUUCUUAGAAUUCAAGGCUUAACGGCUCCUCUUACAGUAUCUGCUGUUGCUGCUGUUAUCCUUCACGCCCCAAUCAACUACUUUUUUGCUAUAUAUUUGAAGCUCGGAGUGAAAGGAGUUGCGUUAGCAAUCGCUUUUAAUACCAUAAAUAUGAACAUAGGCUUGCUAAUCUAUGUUGCUGUAUCAAAAAAGCCGUUGAAACCGUGGCAUGGAAUUACGGCAAGCUCCAUUUUCUAUGGCUGGCGGCCAUUGCUGUCUCUAGCUUUGCCUAGCGUCAUCUCUGUGUGCUUGGAGUGGUGGUGGUAUGAGAUUAUGUUGUUUCUUUGUGGCUUGCUCACUAAUCCCAAGGCCAACGUUGCAGCUACAGGGAUCCUUAUCCAGACAGCAGGAUUAAUUUAUUCAUUUCCAUUUUCACUAAGCUGCAGUUUAAGCACACGAGUAGGUCACGCACUGGGCGCUGGAGAACCAGCUCGAGCACAAUGGACAGCCAUAAUUGGGGUCGUUUUGGGAUUUGCAUGCGGCGUCAUGGCUACUAUUUUCACAUUCUUCUUUAGCUCAAUAUGGGGAAAAUUAUACACAGAUGAGCCACAGGUUCUUGAGUUGAUAUCUAUUGGACUUCCGUUGCUGGGGUUAUGUGAAAUUGGCAACUCUCCUCAAACAGCUGCCUGCGGAGUCUUAACAGGAACUGCACGUACUAAAGAUGGAGCUCGGAUAAAUUUAUAUGCCUUUUAUCUUGUGGGUUUGCCCGUUGCAGUUCAUCUAACUUUUAAACUGAAAAUGGGUUUCCGAGGGUUGUGGUUUGGGCUGCUUGCAGCUCAGAUUAGCUGUGUUUCUAUGAUGUUGUAUACUUUGUUUCGAACUGAUUGGAAGUAUCAGGCUGAGAGAGCUGAUGAGCUGACUUUGGCCGCAGGUGAGAGGAAUGAUUUGGAAAAAUGCUUACUUACGACUGAUCAAUGACACUCUAAUGUGAAGUCUGUUAUACAGGCAACUUCUAAC